UGCAAGUGGUUCUCUCCUCUGAUCUCUCUCGCCCGCCACCGGCCCCGAUCUCGGCGAUGCCGCCUCUCACGACCCCCAAGUCCGGCGACGCCCUCUUCGCCAGCGUCGAGCGCGUNNNCGCGGAGCUCUUCACGCUCACGUACGGCGCCAUCGUGCGGCAGCUGCUCACGGAUCUCGAGGAGGUCGAGGAGGUCAACAAGCAGCUCGAUCAGAUGGGUUACAAUAUUGGAACUCGGUUGGUUGAUGAAUUCUUAGCCAAGUCAAAUGUAUCAAACUGUGCUGACUUCAAGGAGACUGCUGAUACUAUAGCAAAGCUUGGGUUCAAAAUGUUCCUGGGCGUGACUGCAACUGUAACCAAUUGGGAUGCUGAGGGUACAACUUGCAGCUUUGUAUUGGAGGACAACCCACUUGUAGAUUUUGUUGAGCUUCCUGAUACUUGCCAAGGUCUUCAGUAUUGCAAUGUGUUGAGUGGAGUUAUCAGGGGAGCACUGGAAAUGGUUUCCAUGAAGACGGAGGUUACAUGGGUCCGUGAUAUGCUUCGCGGGGAUGAUGCCUACGAGAUGCGGGUGAAGCUCACCAAGCAAGUCCCAGAGGAAUACCCCUACAAGGAUGAUGACUAGUUUCAUCUCAAGGGGUAGCUCUUCCGCAAGGUGGCGCUUGUUUGCUUGUCUGGAUAUCCGUUUUGCUUUCCCUGUGGCUGUAAUUCUGGUACAACCGUCAUGUUUACAUGAGGCACCUGUUCAUUGUAUUUUGCAGCUGGACUGUGUACCGCAGAUGUAUUGUAGAGAUCUUGUAUGGCUUUCCUGCUUUGGAACAGUGCCUGGAAAUGAAGUGUUUUUACUCUGAUUAGCUGCCAAAUCUUUUUGGAAUAAACUGGUCUGGAAAAGAUCUUCCGGAGCU
Molecule: messenger RNA, 900 nt
Organism: Triticum dicoccoides
Lineage: Eukaryota; Viridiplantae; Streptophyta; Magnoliopsida; Poales; Poaceae
Product: trafficking protein particle complex subunit 3-like
Exons: 5
Coding region: 57-620 (187 amino acids)
Biological process (GO): Golgi vesicle transport
Cellular component (GO): TRAPP complex
Source: RefSeq, a predicted model, not a curated record